GUACUACAAGUCAAAUAGGUUAAAUGAGAAAAGUGAUGUUUACAGCUUUGGGAUGGUAUUGUUGGAAAUCAUCACAGGCAAACCUGCAAUGUCAAAAACUCAUGACAAUAUUUGCCUGGGUGAAUGGGUCACUUUAAUGCUUGAAGAAGGGCGUAUCAAUAGUAUAGUUGAUCCAAGGUUGCAAGGAAAUUUCAGCGUGAACACAGCCUGGAAAGUUGUUGAAAUUGCCAUAAAUUGUGUUUCUCCAAGUUCAGCCCAACGGCCUACCAUGGGUCAAGUAGUGGGAGACCUAAAGGAGUGUUUGGAAAUUUCAAAAGUUGCAAAUGCUCAGGAGAAUGGAUUGAGAGAUUCAUAUGAGAUGAGUCAAUUGGAUUUGAUCAGUGCUGAUAUGACUCAACCCUUGGCUAGUGGCGUCAUCAAUGGCGGCCGGGAGGACAGAAAUCUGAGAAUGUUGAGGGAGGUCGAAUUACGCAGCUCCGGUGAUGGUGUUCCGGCAAGAAUGGACGGACUUUUCGCCGGCGAUUGCGGCGGUUUACGGCCAAGAUGGAGGUCUCACGGCACGUCAAUGAACUCAACUCGUCAAGAUCUUUCUAAUGGUAUAGUGGUGUCAAAAAUCGACGCCAGGAAAUCGGAGGCGCAGCGCAAGUGUUCGCAUUGUGGGCAACAAGGUCACAAUUCAAGAACGUGCAACAAUCGUAACAAUGUUGUUUCACCCAGGAAUCGGAAUGGGAAUGGGAAUGGGCAUUCCUUUAAGCUGUUUGGCGUGAAUAUUGUGGAGGGUGCAGAAGAUUCGAUGAAGAAGAGUCGAAGCAUGGGAAAUCUCGCUGCAUUGUCUGGAGGGCAAGGAAAAAACGACGUCGUUUCGGGUGGUGAUGAUCAUGAUGAUCAUGAUCCUGAGGCUGGGUAUCUCUCUGAUGGGGUCCUUCACAACGUCAAACGCAAAGCCGCUCGUGAGAGAAAAAGAGUCAUCUUUGGUUGCUAG
Morus notabilis is the source of this 982-nucleotide messenger RNA. RefSeq names its product probable LRR receptor-like serine/threonine-protein kinase At1g53430. Gene Ontology annotation, molecular function: nucleic acid binding; protein kinase activity; zinc ion binding. The transcript is spliced from 5 exons. The annotation marks the transcript as partial. NCBI's taxonomy places the organism in Eukaryota, Viridiplantae, Streptophyta, Magnoliopsida, Rosales, Moraceae. Gene Ontology annotation, biological process: protein phosphorylation. The record is from RefSeq and is a predicted model, not a curated record.